CCUGAGAGGAGGAAGCAUCACCGAUGACAUUCUCAGGAUCAGAAGCACUUCUCCGAACUUCUGGACGAGUUCUCCCAGAAUGUCCUGGGCCAGCUCCUGAACGACCCCUUCCUCUCGGAGAAGAGCGAGUCCAUGGAGGUGGGGCCGUCCCCGACGUCCCCCGCACCCCUCAUCCAAGCCGAGCACAGCUACUCGCUGAGUGAGGAGCCGGGAGCCCAGUCACCCUUCAGCCACACAGCCCCCGGGGAGAGCUUCCACGAUGAUGACGUGGACAGCGAGAAGUGGUUCCUGUCCACGGACUUCUCCCCGGCCACCAUCAAGACGGAGCCCAUGACGGACGAGCCACCCCCGGGGCUGGUCCCCUCGGUCACGCUGACCAUCACUGCCAUCGCGGCGCCCCUGGAGAAGGAGGAGCCGGCUCUGGAGCUGAACCCCGCGGUGGACUCCUCCUGCCAGACAGUCAUUCCCAAGAUCAAACUGGAGCCUCACGAAGUGGACCAGUUCCUCAACUUCUCUCCCAAAGAAGCCUCCGUGGACCACCUGCACCUACCACCAACCCCACCCAGCAGCCACAGCAGCGACUCAGAGGGCAGCCUGAGCCCCAACCCGUGCCUGCACCCUUUCAGCCUGCCACAGACUGCCAGCUCCGUCCGGGCUGGGCCUCGGGCCCCCUCCUCACUCUCCAGCUCACCCCUCCUCACCGCCCCCCAUAAGCUGCAGGGUUCCGGCCCACUGGUCCUGACGGAGGAGGAGAGGCGGACCCUGGUGGCUGAGGGCUACCCUGUCCCCACCAAGCUGCCGCUCACCAAGUCUGAGGAGAAGGCCCUGAAGAAAAUCCGCAGGAAAAUCAAGAAUAAGAUCUCUGCCCAGGAGAGCAGGAGGAAGAAGAAGGAAUACAUGGACAGCCUGGAGAAGAAAGUGGAGUCUUGUUCAACUGAGAACCUGGAGCUGCGGAAGAAGGUGGAGGUGCUAGAGAACACCAACAGGACCCUCCUUCAGCAGCUGCAGAAGCUCCAAACCUUGGUCAUGGGCAAGGUCUCCCGGACCUGUAAGCUCGCAGGCACACAGACGGGCACCUGCCUCAUGGUGGUCGCGCUCUGCUUUGCGGUGGCCUUUGGAAGCAUCAUCCAGGGCUCAGGGCCCUAUCCCUCAGCCACGAAGAUGGCACUGCCCAGCCAACAGUCGGCACCAGAGCCCUACACUGCCUCCGUGGUGCGGUCCAGGAACUUGCUGAUCUACGAGGAGCCCUCCCCACUGGAGGAGCCGUCUGGUGGGGCCUCGCCGGGGGAGCUGGGCAGCUGGGACAGGGGCUCCUCCCUGCUCCGGCCGGCGGGGUUGGAGUCCAGGCCCGAUGUGGACCUGUCCCCGUUUUUCCGGUCGAAGGAGAUGAGCCUGGAGAAGGCCGUGUUCCUGCAGCUCCAGCAGCACCUACUCAGCUCCAAGCUGGAGGGGAACGAAACGCUGAAAAUCGUCCAGCUCGACAGAAGGGUGAACGCCACCAUUUAAGAGGCGGCCCCCACCCCCACCCCCCAAUAGCUACAUGUCCAACCCCAUCCGUGGACAUCUGCUUCUUCCCUCUUGCUGCCUCGUCUGAAUGGGGGUAACCAUCCAGGGGCUGUGGACAGGGAGACCCCGUCGACAGUGAGCAAAUUCGGCCCCAGCUCCAUGUUCAUCCCCUCCCCCCCAGCCAUCUCUUACAGCCAUAGGAAAUGACAGUGUCACUGGACAGGGGGCAGGAGGGCUGCUUCAGCGAAGGUGCCAAAGAGCAGCCUGCCCCCCCGAAGGACGCCCCCUGACCUCACUUCAUAGAGAAGGACAUCUGACUGACCCUCACCUCCUCGAGAAGGACACCACCCUCUGACCCUCACCUCCUGGACAAGGUUGCCACCCCUGACCUUUACCUCCUGGAGAAGGAUACCUCUCACUCACUUGGGACCCCAAACUCCAGCCACAAACACAUCAGGUGGUCCAACACCCUCCCACCCCGCCACUGCCGCCCCCUGCCCUCGCUGACUGGCGGGGUGGCCUCAGGCCGCACGUGCAAUGCUUGUGGGAGCCAGGCUUUCCCUCCCUCUAGCAAGAUGUCCCCACCCUGAAGUGGUUCCCCCAAUGCCCCCUCCCUGACCUCCCAGCUCCCUUCCCCUCCCUGCUUGUAAAUAGUAUUUAUUAGCUCCCUGAGGUGGCCACCAGCCCCACACAGUGGGCCCCUGCCUCCCUCCAGGGAGUCAGCCCAGGGCCCCAUCUGCUGGCCCUGCCUGGUCCUUUUCUCCUGAUAAGAGGUCUGUGAAAUCAUGCCUGGCGCCCCUCACAGGGGUCCCCACAGGAGGGGUUGGGGUGGCGUGGCCCGUGUGCGCUCUGCACCCCAGGGGCUGCUCCUGCCCGGCUCUCCUGGUGCAGGAGGGUGGGGGUGGGCAGCAGGGACCGUGGAGGGCUGUUGCUGGCCUCCAUGCCCCCCAAUGUGGCCUUCUUCCUCACCUGCCUUACCCCAGGGUCAGGGCUGAGACCCCUCCUGGGCUGGCGAAGGUCUCACCAUUAGAAUCAGGUCUGCCACUUUGCAGCUCACCCAAAGAGACCCCACUCCACCUCCCUGCUUCUAUCUCCUUUCUAAUGAUUGGGAAGUCACUUUUGUAGUAAACAACCACAACUUUCCUCUUUGAUACAAA
Messenger RNA from Echinops telfairi (small Madagascar hedgehog), 2663 nucleotides. It is a transcript of the gene CREB3L2, whose product is annotated as cAMP responsive element binding protein 3 like 2. The transcript has 12 exons. Lineage: Eukaryota; Metazoa; Chordata; Mammalia; Afrosoricida; Tenrecidae. Gene Ontology annotation, molecular function: DNA-binding transcription factor activity, RNA polymerase II-specific; cAMP response element binding. The record is from RefSeq and is a predicted model, not a curated record. Gene Ontology annotation, biological process: regulation of transcription by RNA polymerase II. The coding region runs from base 133 to 1506 and encodes 457 amino acids.